Paramecium pentaurelia is the source of this 997-nucleotide messenger RNA. The record is from the annotation of a GenBank genome assembly. NCBI's taxonomy places the organism in Eukaryota, Ciliophora, Oligohymenophorea, Peniculida, Parameciidae.
AUGGAUUCUUUCUUUGCUGAAAGUAUUGGAUUCAAAUCAUUUGAAUAAAAAAACUUAAUAUUGAUCAAAUAAUCUAUUUAAGAUUUCCAAAAUUCAAUUGAAAAAUUAUUAUUUGAUCUAAAAUUAUCUGAAUUAAAUUAUUAUCAAAUAUCUAAUUUAGAUAUUAAUAAAUCAGAAGAAUUAUUUAAAAUAGGUAAUAAAUCUAUUAAAUUAGGUUAUAAACUAUAUUAGGAUGAUGAUAAUUAUAAAGAAGCAAUUAAAAUAUUGGAUUAAUCAUUAAUUUUUAAUCCAAAACAUUCUCUUUCGUUAUGGUGUAAAGGUAUGGUUAUUAUUUAAUGUGUUAGCUGAGAGUUUAAUUUAUAUGAAUGAAAAUGAUUUAUUAUAAAGAUUAAUACAAUGAAGCAAUCAUUUUGGCUGAUAAAGCAUUGUAAGUUGAUCCAAAACAUUCUUAUUCAUUAUAAUGUAAGGGUAUGAUGAUUAUUUAAUGUGUUAGCGUAGAGUUUAAGGAUGAUUGAUUAAUACAGUGAAGCUAUCAUUUGGGCAAAGAAUUGUAAAUAGAUCCAAAAGAUUGUCUUUCAUUAUGUACUUAAAGUACUAAUUUUUUUUUUAUUUGAAGGUAACUAACUCAUUACUAUAAAAAUUGAAAUGUUUCAAUUUAAGAUUAUUGAAAAUAUUUAAAUAAUCAUCGAAGUGAUUGAGUAAUCUCUAUAAAUCAAUCCAAAUCACUUAGAUUCAUUAUGGAAAAAAGGUGAAAGUUUCUUUUUAAUUUAUAGGUGCUUGUUUACAAGAUUAGAAUUAAUAUUAAGAAGCAUUAAUAUUAUAUGAAAAAGCUUUAAAGAUCAUUCCAAAUCAUUAAUGGACUAAAGACAGGAAAGGUAUUAUCUAAAUAAAAUAUUUAGAUGAAUGUUUAAACGCUUUAAAAAAAAAUGAGUAUUUAUUAAUAUAUUCAUAAUUUAUAUACCUCAAUCACUCAUUACAUUUCUUUUAAUUUUUCUGA